AUGUUGAUUGGCACGGUGAGGAGUGGAAGAGAGUUUAAAGGGCAAACAGAGUGGAACGUAACGUUCACCAAUCGAUGUAAAUGUCCUAUUAAGACGAUUGUGCUCUCGUGCCAAGGCUUUCAGAGUGCAGAACCGGUUAGUCCGUCGGUGCUCAAAGUGAACGGAGACCAGUGUCUGCUCUACGAUGGCCUGCAGCUCAAAGCUGGAGGAUCGCUGUCUUUCUCUUAUGCUUGGGAUUCUCCUUUCAAUCUUACUCCCAAAUACAUUCUCCCCAUGGGUUGUUAA
Messenger RNA from Linum tenue, 285 nucleotides. The record is from the annotation of a GenBank genome assembly. Lineage: Eukaryota; Viridiplantae; Streptophyta; Magnoliopsida; Malpighiales; Linaceae.